GAAAGCGGUUCCGGUGUACACGAAAACAGACGAAAUGACUGAAAAGUCAGAAAUAAUUCAACAACUUCACAUAGCUGUAGAAAAUGACAGAACAGAUAUUUUACGAGCUUUUAUAUCAACAAUAGAGCAGAAUGAUGACCAUAAUCAGGUGAUAUCAAAUGUACUGAACAAUUGUUACCAUGACGAUGGAACAUUACUUCAUGUUGCUUCAAAGCUAGGUAAGAUUGAUGUAGUUAGGACCUUAUUAUCAUCUGGAAGUGAUCCUGGUAUCCACAACUCUCAUGGUAAAACAGCAGUGGACUUAGCAGCAACACAUAAUAUUACAAAAGUCUUUAAUGAAGAACUGUUACAAGCUGCAGCACAGUCUAAUGUUGGGAGAAUUUGUCAGUUACUUGCAGCAGGAGUAGAUGUAAAUCUGUAUGACAGUGAAGAAAGUAAAAGUACUCCUCUUCACUGGGCUGCAUCAUUUGCAAACAGGGAUAUCAUCCAGUGUUUAUGUGCAAGAGGUGCUGAUGUGAAUCAGAUAAACAGUCAAGGUUACACUCCAUUACAUGAUGCCAUUAAGAGAGGAGAUGUUGAGGUCAUCACAGAGUUAUUGGCAUAUGGUGCUGAUUCAUCACUUAAUGUCACAGCUGGCAAAGAUGAGGGGAAAACGUGCAAAGAUCUAGCUGGAACUAGGAAAGAAAUAAUCCAUGCCUUAGACAAUCCUCCACCACUUAUAAAUAUAGAAGAAGAAUUUGAUUUAGGAAAGCUGUCUUUGAAAACUGACAUUGGAGCUAGUACAGAAACAAUAGGAAUGAACGGAACAGCAGCUAAUGGAUCAGAGCCAGGAUCUCCUGAACUUAAAACUCCUACAUUUAUGAAAACUGUUUCAUUUGAUGACAUGAUCCAGCCACCACAUCCUGUUGUUACUGAAGAGAAACUAAGCUUGUUAUGGCCACAACCACAAAGCAUGCUGCAACAAGAAACAAAACCUUUUGUCAUCCGUCAUCAUCUUCCUGUAUAUGUCUCAGGGGGACCAGCUGAAAAUUCCAUACAAGUAAUGAAGAUUGUAAAGAUGAGAAAACCCAGUUUUACAUCAUUGGGUUUAGAUGUGUCAAUCAACCUCCUGAGUAGUCUGAGUGAUACAAGAUUACCACAUCUACAAUGUCAUGUCAAUAACAGAUUGUGUCCAGGACAUGGGUUGUACAAACUAACCAUAUCUCAAGGACAGAUAAAAAUGUUGUGUAGUGAUUACGACAGUUUACAUUGUGCCAUAUCUACUGUGUAUCAACUGAUGUCAUUGUAUAAAGAUAACGAGGAAAUAAUUAUACCUGGACUAUUGAUUGAUGAUUGGCCUGAUCUACACUACCGAGGAGUUCUGUUUGAUGCUUCACAAGGAAGGGUACCUAACUUUGAAACUCUGAAGAGAAUGAUAGACACCUUAGUAGGACUUAAAAUCAAUAUGGUUCAGUUGUUUUGUAGGUUUUUGAAGACACAAGGUUGGCAAUUAGGAUAUUCCAAAAGUGAAAUAAUGGAUUUGGUAGACCACUGUUCUGAUCUGGGUAUACAGUUAGUUCCUGUUUUAGAGGUGGCUCCACAGGUCCAGUUUGAUGAAUUAGAUGAUAUAUACUCAACCAUUGAAGAUUUUAUGACUUGUUUUACAGAUAGCCAGUUUGUGAGUUUAGGUCCACGAUUGAGUAGUUUUGUGAUUGAUACAGAAAAUAAUGUGUUAGAUGUGACUGACGCUGUGAAACUUUUACCUCUACGCCAUAACCAAAUUCUCAAUAUAUGUGGUUAUCCAUUACAUGGGAUGGACUCUGAACUGUUAAUCCACCUGCCACCAGAUGUUGUCAUUAGUGAAUAUGGUAUACAGGCUGAUUAUGAUUUCCAGAGAUUUUGCUCACCAUUGUCCAGUCGUGGGAAAAGUUAUAUAAUGUGUCCAGGAACUUCAGCAUGGAACAGUUUAGCAGGUUGUCCUGAGGCAGCUAUCAACAAUAUUUUUAGUGCUGUGAAAUGUGGGGAUGCCCAUGGUGCACUAGGGGCAAUAGUCUGUAACUGGUCUGGUAAAGGACAUUUAACACAUUUACCAUUUGCCUGGCCUGGCAUCCUUGUACUUGCCGGAUUAGCAUGGAAUUCUGAUUGUCACCAGGAUUAUUUAUACAGCAAUCUUGGUGAGCUUUUAAAUAGACACAUAUUUAAGGACACCACAAAUACUAUUGGUCAUGUGAUUGUAGAACUUGGUCGAGCAGAAACAUACCUUAUACGUUGUUGUAGAGGACAAGCAGGAGGAGAUAGUCAGAAAUUACCAGAUGAACAUGGAUCAACAUUAUUUCAAUUCUUCUUUAAUCCUGAUGCAGUGCCUAUAGAACAUUUAACACCUGAGGCCUUACAGAGAAGUGUCCGUCAUUUGAAGAAAUGUCAACAAGAAGUGCUCAAAAUAAAUUUAACCUGUAAAGACGGUGAACAUAUAAAAAAGGAACUGAGUCUUACCUGUGAUCUUAUGAUAUUUUCUGCACGAAUUUGUAAAUCCUUGUUACUGGCUGGUAAGAACCCUAUGGCUGGACAUGCAGGUUAUGCUGUAGUUAAUUUAGGGGUCAGUAAUCUUCCAGCUACUGUCAAAACAGAUCUGGCUAACAGGUUAUUAGAGUUAAUGGAACCCUACAAAGAAGUAUGGCACAAGAGAUAUGUGGUGAACGUAGGUUUGUCUGAGUCAGUAGGAAAGUUACAGAAUGUGUUUAAACUAUUAGUACCAGGAAGUGAUUCAGAAGGUCUUAUGACACAGCAAAACCAUGACGACCAAGUUCAACAUGUGUGAUACAGACAGUUUCUUAGCAACAUAACCAUAAACAUCAAAAGUCAGCAUUUCUCAACCAGGGAACAGAAUCAAAUCAGAAAAUAUUGCAAUUUGCCAUUUAAGAAAUUGAUAGUAUUUUCAAAGGUUUACACCAAAAAGUUUUAAAACGUCUGUAAAAAAUUGAUAUUUGUCCAAUUAUACACUUAUAUAUUCAACUUUGGGUACCAACAAGGAAAUUAACCAUAGUCCUUUUGAUCCAUUAACUGCAAAUUAUUUUAGAAUUUUAGAGGGUGAUGACCAAAUAUUUUGGGUGUGGUAUAUAAAAGGUAAAAAAAAUGGGGAUGUGGGAAAAAGGGGGUGAAAACGUUUCGGAUGUUGGAUUAAUAAAGAUUUAUUAAAAUCUGUUUGAUUUGCAGGAGUUUCUGGAUUUUCCGAUAUGUUACAAGAUUUUUUUGUCAUUUCGCAGCUUUGUUAUGUUAUGUUAUGAUCAAGGAAACCAAUUAUUAGUAGUUUCAUUCAACAAUAAACUGUUGAUGAUCCCAACUUGUAAUUUAUUUGUGCUUUUUUUGUUUAUUUUACAUUAUGUAUUUAGUCUUCCAAUUGUACAGUUUUUUAGUUAUUUAGGUUGAAAGAAUUAGUUUAGUUGCUUGGUCUAACUCAUAGAAAAUCUAGUAUCAGGUGCUUAAUAAUUAAUAUAUUUAUUUAUGUUUUUCUUAUUUUUUAUUUAUAAUAUCCUGGUAACAUAUUUUUAACAAACUUACUGUGGAUUAUAUAUUUUUCGUUUGAUACCAAUUUUCAUGGAUUUCGUAUGUAUAACUGAACCACGAAUUUCCUAUAGGCUUGUUAUGCAGAUUUCGCCCAAGACCAUGAAAUUAAAUAUAACUGAACAUGCAAAUUUUCCUUAAUGAACCAAAAUCGGUGCCCACAAAAAUAAUGAAUCUACAGUAGUGUGUAUACAAAAAUUACUUGGUUUCCAGGAUUUGUAAUAAUUUCUGUUUGUACCUGAAACGACGAUAUCUAAACCAAUCAUUGGCUGUGAAUUGUAAUGCUUUUGUUCUGCUGAAUAUUAUCAAAUUUUAUUAUAUAUUUAAGUUGUUUACAAAAGAAGUCCAAUAAAUACAUUGCAAGUUGUAGAGAUUUUUUUUAUUUGUUAAUGAUAUUAUUUUGUUAUACAUUUGUUACUUUUUUGUAUAUUUUUUAUUGCUUAUAUUUUAAUGAGGGACUAUAUCGUUAUGGAUGAGUAUAUUGAAAUAUAGUGUUAUAUGGUCAUGUCUAAUAUGUUAUCUGAUUUAAUUGCAAAACUUAAUGACAAUCAACAAAAGUCAUGAGAACAUUACAUCAUUUUGAUUUGUAAACCAACAUAUUUUGCAUUUUAAGCUCAGAUGUAUUAAGUUUUGCUUUGUUUUCUUGUUUCCAUUGAGAUAUUGUAAUUUUAUAUUACAGACAACAAUAUUGUCAAUUUAUUACUGCACUAAAAAAGCCUGAAUUGGCAUCAAUGGGUUUCAUAUUUAGAAAUAGAUAGAUAAACCAACUUUUCGAGUCUCUAGAUUAAAAUUGUGUAAGAUAUCCUUGGAUAUUUAAUAUGCACGAAGAUACAUUAUUUUCUUUAAAUCCACAUACAUAAAUGAAUCCACAGUAUGCAUUUAUAUUAGCAAUAUUCAGCUUUAACUUGUCAACAAAUAUUUAAUAGCAGGCACAUCACUGUUUUCUGACUUCAGAUAUUGGACUUGAACCAUGUAUUUUAAGUCACAAAGGUACUUCAAUAAACUAUGUCACCAUUGCACUAGAUCUGUGUAUGUGUUUUUCCACAUAAUGAUAUAUAAUGCAAAAAAAUCUGCUGUUAAUCAAAAUGCUGCUUAAUAUAAGUUACAUUCUAAUAUGGCAUGCUUCUUUCGCUUUGUUAACAACACCAUGUGAAAAUUCUGGAUAUAUCUAUACUUAGCGCAGACUAAGAAAUAUUCAAAAUAAUGGAUGUUACAAUAUACCUCCCACGUAAAUCCAUAUGUAUUUGAAUUUAUUUGCAAAUGCAUUGCUGAUUUUAUUGUAUUAAAAAUUGAAAUAAAACAUACUUUAGACAAAAGAAUUUGUAUUCUUAUUAGGAUGCAUAAUAAAAAGAAAUAAUACACUACAACUAGUUGUGUUUAUUUCCUAAAUAUAGUAACACAGCUUUCUUUACGCAAUGUCAAUUUCAUCAUAGGACACUUUCUUUAUAAAAUCAGGGGUUCAUUAAGGGAUGAAAAUUAUCUUGAUAUUUAUGUUAUGAUUUUAAAAGCUAUCAAUAAACUAAUUUAAGUUGCAGUAUAAAAACACUAUAAUUUUUUGUGUAACCAUCGAGGUUCGUAUACUAUUGUAAUAAAAUGAAAUUCUGAGGUAGGUGUUGUUUUAUUUUCUAUUCUAUUGCAUAAUUCGCAUAUUAAGUGAUUUCAGGAAGUCCACCACAUGUCAAUUUUGGUUUUGAUGGUAGCUUACGAGAAAACAUGUAAAUUAAAAGUCGCAAUUAUUGGGUGUGAGAAUUAAACAUAUUUUUUUCUAGCGAUAAUUUACGAAAUAAUCAAAACAAGCUAAAGAUUUAUGUGAUUAUUUGAGCUCUUUCUAACCAGGAGUAAAAAAAGAACAGCUACACACACGGCAUACUCAUCCUUGCUUCAGUA
Messenger RNA from Mytilus trossulus (common blue mussel), 5427 nucleotides. RefSeq lists its product as uncharacterized. Gene Ontology annotation, cellular component: nucleus. Bases 35 to 2797 code for a protein of 920 amino acids. Gene Ontology annotation, molecular function: protein binding; transcription cis-regulatory region binding. Gene Ontology annotation, biological process: positive regulation of transcription by RNA polymerase II. The transcript has 23 exons. NCBI's taxonomy places the organism in Eukaryota, Metazoa, Mollusca, Bivalvia, Mytilida, Mytilidae. The record is from RefSeq and is a predicted model, not a curated record.